Messenger RNA from Dermatophagoides farinae (American house dust mite), 3294 nucleotides. Its product is annotated as bromodomain testis-specific protein. Gene Ontology annotation, biological process: chromatin remodeling; regulation of DNA-templated transcription. NCBI's taxonomy places the organism in Eukaryota, Metazoa, Arthropoda, Arachnida, Sarcoptiformes, Pyroglyphidae. The record is from RefSeq and is a predicted model, not a curated record. Gene Ontology annotation, cellular component: nucleus; chromatin.
GUUGGAAAGAAGAAUGAGCCAAAAAAUUUGCGAAAAAAUUUAUGUUACGAACUUUCUUCUGGAACAUAACUCGUUUGUGAGUUGAGGUUUGUCUGUAUAUAGCUCAAUAAAAUAGCUCACCUCCAUCAACACUAGAUGGUGACCAAAUGGUCAAUGUCUGUCCGUCGAUGUGUGUGUACAAUCAUAACACGGUCACGGUUUUUUUUUCGCGCCAUUUUGCUUCAUUUUUUUCUUCGCGUUAAAUGUCACUUGUUAUCCAAAUGCUUUAGAUCAAAGUUUUUCAUCGAACAAUUCAGAAUUUAUCGGCUUUUAUCGCGCGCCAUUUUGCUUAAUUUUUUUUUCGAAUUAAAUUUUCAUUUAUUUCAACAUUUAAAUUUUAUUCGAUUCAACAACAAAGAAAAAUUCGAUUUCGUUAUUUGAUUUGUGUGUUUGUUUGUCUUUGUGAAAAUUGCAUCUAAUGAAAAACAACUUAGAAAUACACACGCAGCAGAAAAUCGUUACAAAAGAACGUAUAAUAUGGAUCCCAGCAAUGCCACUUGUUAUGCUGAUGCUUUAGAUCAAAGUUUUUCAUCGAACAAUUCAGAAUCGAAUAUGUCUUCGACAACAACACCAACUAUCGUUACAUCCCAACAAUCAACUUUACCGACAUCCAUUCAAACUGCUGCAUCGAUGCUCACUCAACAGCAACAAAAACCUCAACAAGAUCAAUCCAUAUUAGCUGGACAACAAUUGUCAGCAAAUGUUGGUGAGGCCUCCGUGAUAGGAACCAAUCAAGAUGAUACACCAAUCUAUUGGCAUGAACCAUUAAUACCGCCGGUUAAAGGAAUGGUACAACCAAUCACUGCACCACCGCCGGAUAAACCACAUCGUAAUACAAAUCAGCUACAAUAUAUGCUACGCAUAAUCAAUAGAAAUAUUUGGAAACAUCAAUAUGCAUGGCCAUUUCAAGAGCCUGUUAAUGCGGAAAAAUUACAGCUACCCGAUUAUCAUACAAUCAUUCGAAAACCAAUGGAUUUGGGAACGAUAAAAAAACGCUUAGAAAAUUGUUACUAUUAUUCAGCACAAGAAUGUAUAAAUGAUUUUCGUCUCAUGUUUGACAAUUGUUAUUUGUAUAAUAAGGAAGGUGAUGAUGUUGUUAUGAUGGCACAUAGUAUUGAAAAAUUAUACAAUUCAAAAUUAGCCGAAAUGCCUCGUGAAGAGAUUGAAAUACCUAUACAGGUAAAAGGCGCCAGAAAAAAAGGUAAAGGAAGAUCAAAAACGAAAGGAGGAUCUGGUCCUAGAGUAAUCAAUACAAGUUCGCGACCAUUGUCAACGCCAAUAUCCACUGUUCCAAAGCAGCCCAUAUCUUUAUAUCCUGUACAACCACAACAACAUAUACCCUAUAGACAGAUGAAUAAUAGUGGUCCGACAGUGGCACAAAAAAAUAAUGUUAAUCAAACAUCCAUUGUUCCAUCAACAGCAUUAACUGAUGGCAAAACAUCAUUAGCAACGAUGCCUACAAUGGAUUCGAUUCUUAACCAAAAUCCUCCUACGAUUUUACUUCCACAACUUCUCAGUAUUCAAAAACAAUCAUCAAAAGUGAAAAAAAGAAAAUUAUCCAAAGAAAAUUAUUGUUAUAAAUAUAAUUCACCUGAUCAUCAAGUUGUUAAUAUGGGUCGAAAAUUACAGGAUGUGUUUGAAAUGAGAUAUGCAAAAAUGCCAGAUUUUGAGGAUCAUAGCGAUGAAAGUGGUACAUCCGACAGCAAUCAUUCCUCAUCAUCAUGUUUCGAUAGUGAAGAUGAAAAUGAACGACGUAAUGCAUUGAAAACCUUACAAGAACAAUUGAAAAAAUUGACCGAACAAGUACAACAAUUAGCUAAACAAUCAGAGAGAAGUAGUAAGAAAAAGAAACAUAAAUCCAAAACUAGUGAAACGGAUCUUAAAGAACGUGGUGGUGAUAAUAACAGUCGUGUCAAAGUAGAAGUUGAUGAUUUAAAUACCGCUUUUUAUCACCACCGUCAUCAUACGACAAAUAAAACGAAUCGUGAAUCAUCUGAAGCUGCUACUGUACCUCAGAAUUUGAAUCGAAUCGAUUCAGAAGAAGAAGAUAAUGCUCGUCCGAUGAGCUAUGAUGAAAAACGACAGCUUAGCCUCGACUCUAACAAAUUACCUGAACCCCCGGCUAUCGGAUCGAAUGUUGAUGAACAUGGACAUUCACGGCCAGUAGCAUUCAUGCCAUAUCAUGUUAAUGGCCAACAUAUAAUGGAAGGUCUAGCAUCUUCAAUGCUUUUUAUAUUGGGUGCAAUUGAUUUUGUCAUUCUGGAUAAAACACAUCAACCGAACACGCGUAAACUGAAUCGAAUAUUCUUGAUUUCAAUUGGUUUCGCACUUAUAUUGGUAUCAUUUUUUACUACAUGGAUUUUUAUGCGUAUGAAAUUACCUGGCUAUCUGCAAUAAUCCAUGGAAUCAGCCACCGAAUUCAGCAAUACUGUGACAAUUUUUGAUAUUUAAAUGGAAAAUUUGAUAUUCUAAAUAUUAAAAAAAAUUUCAAAUUUUAAAAAAUGAAAUCAAGAAUUUUUCUUUCGAUCACCUUCUUUAUGAACGUCCUCGAUAUUCACUGGAAUCAAGAAAAAGAAUUUCCAAAUUUUAUGUGGUAGUGGUAUGUCGUAAUGUGCAAUAAUUUAUUAACAUGGUGUGAAUGCCGAUUGCCCGCGCGCUCGGCAUAACACACAAAGACACACCUACAUAAUAAAACACAUUAUAUUUCAUACAGACGCUCUCCGACUUGCAAACAUUCGGAGAUAUAUCAUAUAUGACGAAUGAAUUUUUGUUAAAAAAUUUUUUUGCUUCACUUUUGUGAGGCUAAUUUCUAACUGAAUGUUACUGAUGGAAAGAAGAAUGAGCCAAAAAAAUUGCGAAAAAAUUUAUGUUACGAACUUUCUUCUGGAACAUAACUCGUUUGUGAGUUGAAGUUUGUCUGUAUAUUCUUUACAAAUAAAAUAGCUCACUUCCAUCAACACUAGAUGGUGAUCAAAUCGUUUCGAUUGGUCAAUGUCUGUCUGUCCGUCGAUGUGUGUGUGUAUAUAUGUAACAACAAUCGAUGCCUCUCCCUUUUGUUUGGCCAGCCAUCAUGAAUCGUUGUGUGUGUUUUGUGAGCAGUAAAAAUUGAGCGACGAAUCGCUGACUCGAUCUGUUCGCCCAACUGUUCCCGCUCACUUAUAUUCAGCGUUUAUUGUAUUCUCUGUUUGUAUAUUUGACCUGACCAUCAUCAUUAAUUAACAUCAAAUAAAUAAAAUUUGAGACCCAUCAAAUCAA